This is a messenger RNA of Synchiropus splendidus (mandarinfish), 5360 nucleotides long. RefSeq names its product Ets2 repressor factor like 3 (gene erfl3). Gene Ontology annotation, biological process: cell differentiation; regulation of transcription by RNA polymerase II. Gene Ontology annotation, cellular component: nucleus. Lineage: Eukaryota; Metazoa; Chordata; Actinopteri; Syngnathiformes; Callionymidae. Bases 461 to 2578 code for a protein of 705 amino acids. The record is from RefSeq and is a predicted model, not a curated record. The transcript has 6 exons. Gene Ontology annotation, molecular function: sequence-specific DNA binding; DNA-binding transcription factor activity, RNA polymerase II-specific.
GCGAAAGACGACACCCCGAGGACGGCGCGAGGCGCGGGGGGGAGGAGAGAGAGAGCGGAGUGGCGUGAGUGAGUGAGCGAGCGACUGACAAAAAAAAAGUGUGGAAAGAAAACGAGGCUCAUCUUUUACCGUUAAUCCAUGUCAAAGAAGUAGCAACAAAGCUCUGCGGAGGAGACAUGUCGGCCAGCGGCGAGGAUGCGCUCGAAGCGGAGUAAACAGUUCGCCGCGAGUUGACUGAAGAAGUUCUUGGACGACGGUUGCAUCGGCUCGGCGCUGCUUCUAACUUGAGUGCAUUUAUCAGCCAGACUAAAGCCCAGCAGCGAGUUUUCCAGAUUUGGGAAGCACAGGGGAGGGGGAGGAAGAAGAGGCCGACUCGCUCGACUUUCCUCCAGAAACUUUCAGGAAUUCACCCAGUUCGGUGAACUUUGAAGUCACUUUCUCCUCCGCCUAAGCAGCAAGAAUGAAAACACCAGGGGACAGCGGAUUUGCCUUCCCAGAAUGGGCCUACAAACCUGAGUCAAGUCCGGGAUCCAGACAGAUCCAGUUGUGGCACUUCAUCCUGGAGUUGCUGAGGAAAGAGGAGUAUCAUGAUGUCAUCGCUUGGCAGGGAGACUAUGGCGAGUUCGUCAUCAAGGAUCCAGAUGAAGUUGCUCGCCUGUGGGGGGCCAGGAAGUGUAAACCCCAAAUGAACUACGAUAAGCUGAGCCGAGCUCUAAGGUAUUACUACAACAAGAGGAUCCUCCAUAAGACCAAAGGAAAGAGGUUCACCUAUAAGUUCAACUUCAACAAGCUUGUGUUGGUCAACUAUCCCUUCAUCGACAUGGGUUCCACAGGAAGCAGCGUCCCUCAGAGCGCUCCACCAGUUCCGACCGGCGCCGGGACCCAUUUCCGCUUUCCGCCAUCCACCCCGUCCGAAGUUCUGUCUCCAAACGAGGACCUGCGGAGUCCGGGUGGCAUGUUCAGUUCCGUGGCCCGGCGCAUCGCCCGCGGCUCUGUCAGCGACUGCAGCGACGGAACCUCCGUCAACUCCGAGAUCGAGGAGGGAACCGUGGGAGGGGGUGAGGAAAGGGGGGAGAGAGGUGUGAGUGGAGGCGGAGGAGGCGGAGGAUACCGGAGCAUCAUUCAUCCACGUCUAUCUCACGAGUCCCUGUUCCGCAUUUACGGUGGGCCAGGCAACCCAGCUGCUCACCCCGGCUCUCGCGGUCCCUCUGGACAUCGUAUUCACCCGGAGCCUCUGUCCCCCUUCCCUGUGUCUCCUCUGCCAGGACCAGGAGGAGCCGGGCUCCUCGCUCCUCCUCUGUCUCCAGCUCUCAGCAUGACCCCCACCUCCCACUUACCGUACACCCCGUCUCCAACUCUGUCACCGAUGCUCGGCUCCCACUUCUCCUUCAACCCUGAGGACAUGAAACGCUACCUGCAGGCCCACACACAGUCAGUCUACAACUACGGCCUGAGCCCGCGGGCUUUCUUGCAGUACCCCAACAUCGUCAUUCCUCAGCCUCACCGGCCCUCCGCUGACAAGCAAGCGCUGGCUGGAGACAGAGGAGCCGCAGAGAGGGGCGAGAGGGGUGGGGAGCGACACCACCAUCCGCCCCUCGGUCACUCCACGCACCAUCACCCACACCCACCUCACUCUGCGCACCCUCACUCCCAUCCAAUGCAUCACCCUCUCCACCUCGGUGAAGAACCUCCUCACUUGUCCCCCUUCAAGUUCAAGCUCCAACCUCCGCCUCUGGGCAGGAAGCAGAGAGACAGUCAGAGCAAAGCCCGGCAGAGCUCGCUCUCCUCGGGCUCAGGCUCUGGGUCCAUGUCAUCAACCUCGGGAUUUGGCUCCUCGCUGUCGUUCGGCAGCGACUUGAGCUCGGCAAGUGGGUCCGGUCUCAUCUCUGCCUCCUCUUCGACACAGUCCCUGAACAGUGCAGGACUUCCCAAAAUUAAGGUGGAGCCCAUCUCUGACAUCGAGUCGGAAGAGGAGGUGGAGGUGACGGACAUUAGUGAAGAAGACCCAGACGAGAGAGACGAGGAAUUUGAGCUCUUCAAUCCACAUCACUCCAAAGCUGCCAACCACCACCAUCUGUCCAAUGGUUCCGCAGCUCACCCGCAUCAGCCUCAUCCCGAUGAGGAUCUGGACGAGGACGUCUUCAAAGCUCCCGCGCCGCCUCCCCCUGGCCUCAUGCCCUUUUUCACCUCACCACACGGAUACUCCAGCGUGUCCCGAGGGCUGUCCACCCUCAAGACGGAGCCUGUGGAGGCGGCAGAGAGCACCACGCCUCCCCCUCAGACCAAGUGUAUCCCGCUCAAGUUGCGCUUCAAGAGACGCUGGAGUGAAGACCAGCGUAUGGAGGCCUCACAGGAAGAGUCGGAUGACAAAAAAGUUCGGCCUCAGGAGGAGCGAGAGAGGCAAAGCAAUGGACAGAUGGAGAUGGAGGAAGACGGGGCAGGCAGCGGAGAAGGUGAAAGCCCACCCCCGAUGGCGUACGAGGGGUCUUUGAGCGCACCGUUGUCCUCUCAUCGCAGGGUGACCGCGGAGCUGCAUCGUGCCACCGCGCAGCUGUCGCUUGAAAACAAAGAGUGCUGAUGGCAGUGGACUCGUAAGCUCCACAUCUGGAUGUGGCACAAGUGUGUAAAUGAAGGUCCCUCUGGAGCCCUGAAGUCUCUGACCAGUCCGACGCCACAAGACUGCUGAGACGUUUUUUAUUUUUUUGUCGAAUGAGGGAUCGAGCCGUGUCAGCAAUAGUGCUGCAUUCAGAAGAGAAGAACAAGGGAAUACUGGGCGUUUGGGCACAACAAACCUCACGUUUCCCUGGUGGAUCCCCCCUUUCCCUCGCCUGGAGACUCGACUAAGACUGAAUGCACAAUCUCCCUUCAAUCCGGAAGAGACUUCUACAAGUGCCUGUACCUGCGACACACAGCCCUGAAGUGACCUGAUGAAGAAGUUCUAAAAUAUUAUACCGAAAGAUCCCAAAAGAAUAAGGAGGGGGCUCCAGAGAUGGGGGGGUAGGGAAGGGGCCGCCGAGUGCUUACUGAUAACUUAACUCUUAAACCUGGCCCGCUCUGCUCAGGGAAGCUUAUAGCUGUAUAUUGUCGGAUUGAUGUGCACACGUGAGCAGAAAACUGAUAUCGCGAUGUAUAAAAAGAAAGUAUCCUCUCUCUAGAACUUCUUCAAAAGAAAAGAAACCUCACUCCUUUCGUUCCUGACCUGCAACUCUUUCUCUAAAGCGGACCACCUGUAGAGUCCCCGCACUGACACAACUGACGACACAACCAGAGGAGAAAGAGCUGCGGAGCCUAAAGAAAAAAAAACACGGACCACAGUGGGGCAACAGCAGCAGCAGCAGCAGCUAACUAGCCAUCUCACCUCAACUAACACAAGACUGAAAAUACAAACCCCUGGACCCCACCCACCACCACACUUCUGGGCAGCGACAAAUCCUUCUUCACCAGCUUACGCUGCUAUAACAAUCAUGGUGUUAGACUAAACCAGCAAAUACACACACACACACACUGCCUUUAGCUCUCUUACAUGAUGUCAUCCUGGUCCGAAGCCUGAGAGAGCAGAGGUCCACUGAGACACACACACACACACACACUGCCUCUCUCUGCCUUGUUUUUAUAGCAUGUACAAAACUGAGCUCUAACACACCUUCAGAUGUAUCUUUAUACGAAUUAUAUUCUAAAAAUGAAUUAUUAAAAGAAGAUUUCAAAGAGCAUUUUAACGACAGAUUUUGUUUUUUUAGCCGAUCAAAGAACACUGGAGAUUGGCGUCCAGUGCUUGGGGUCCAUUUUCGCUCACUGUAGUUUGAUGGACUCAAAGGAAAAAAGUCCAGACUGCUCCUGGUGGCUCCAUUCUGUUGCCCUCUGCUCCACCGGGGCCUGCACAUCCCGUCUGUGUGCUAACAGGAUUAUUGGUAAAUUAAUAAUCCCGCCUCUUCUUUUAGGCCCUUUAGCAUAAUCUUUCUGAGGUGAAGCGUAAUGCGUUUUAACAUGACACGUGGACGCUUGUCCUGAAAUGCCCUCACCUCAGUUUAUGAUCGCACAUCAAUAGUGACUGCGACCUGGAGCCCUGGGGGUCUGAUGGGUCCUCGCAGCUUCAGAUAGCCAGCGACCGGACCGAGACUAGACGACCCCCGGGCGAUGCGCGCAGCCGCACUGAUCGAGUUUCCUCAUCAGACCUCUGCAGUCUGGACUUACAGCAUGUCCUGACAUGAGGGCCCACACUCCUGAGUCCACAUUUAAACUGACAGCUGCCUCAUUACAACUCUUCAUUUUCCAGAAAAGAUGAGACGACAGACAAGGAAUGUUUUUCUCUUCUGCUGGCUCGUGACCCGAACUGACUGGAGGGAACAGGUGUUUUUAGGCCUCAGAAGAAUUAGGUUGCCUUGAUUUCCUUUGAGUCACUUUCGUCAUUUGUUCCUUUAAUAUUCAUGUGAGAACCAAAAAACAACCAUCAUUUAUCACCAUUUUUAGGAUUCAAUCGGACUUGCUCCACAUUAGUUUUCAAUCUUUAGGAAAAAACAUUUUUAACUACAAUUGGCGACACACAAAGAAGUCGACACAUUCCUUUGUGGCAUGGUCAAAAACACGUAUUGUUCUUAGACGUUUUUUAAACAAGAAAGUCAUUGAUUUUCAAUAUGAAUAUUAAUGCAACAAAUGAUCUCUUGCUGGUGUUGAUACUGAUCCCUGUUGUUCUUCUCACCGCAGCGUUUGCCCUCCUCAUGGCAUUAUUAUUACAAUUAUAUUCCUUCGCUCUGUAGGCUGUUGCUUUUUAUGUUGUGUACAUCACCUUCUGUGAUUUUUUUUUUCUCCCCCCAAUAAGUAACUCCAUUCCCUUCAACUCCCUGAAUCACCCUCUGUCUUUUUGGUUCUACCAAUGUGAUGUAACUGAAAUGUGUAAUUUAACUUUUCGAGAUCAGCCGUUGUGGACAGCGAGGGACGCGGCGGGGCGCAGGGUUUUUUUUUUUUUUUUUUUAAGUUAGAGAGGAACUGAUGUUAUCUUCUUUGUUAUGUAUUGUACAUUUUGUUUUGUAAUGUUCUGUUUAUCCUCUUACUCUUGUAUAUUUUUCAAGUUUCGUUGGAGGUUGAGGGGUCAAUUUAAAGAAGGAAAAAAAGGAAAAAGACGUGUAUUGUUUUUGUCCCUCCUUUUUUUUUUGGUGCCUCGCCCACCCCCCUCCACCCCAGCAGUUACGUAACACUCAGAUGGCGAGCGGAGAGUUAAUACCAUGAUGUAAUGUUGAAUUUCUCCACUUUUUUCGUGGGUUGUUUUAUUUUUAUUUUAUUUUAUUUUUUUCCAAAACUUGUAAUUACGCUGUAAUCAGGGUUAAUUAAAACCGGUUAAAAGUCACCGCGAUUGCAAGUGUGUU